ACAAAUGGCCACUUGAUGUGUGCGGGAUGCUUCAUCCACCUGCUCGCAGAUGCCCGGCUGAAGGAGGAGCAGGCUACCUGUCCCAACUGUCGCUGCGAGAUCAGCAAGAGCCUUUGCUGCCGAAACCUGGCGGUGGAAAAAGCCGUGAGCGAACUUCCCUCGGAGUGCGGCUUCUGCCUGAGGCAGUUCCCUCGCUCUCUCCUGGAGAGACACCAGAAAGAAGAAUGUCAGGACAGGGUGACUCAGUGCAAGUACAAGCGGAUUGGGUGCCCAUGGCAGGGCCCUUACCACGAACUCACGGUCCACGAAGCGGAGUGCACCCACCCCACCAAGACGGGGAACGAGCUAAUGGAGAUUCUGGACGAAAUGGACCAAACGCAUAAACGGGAAAUGCAGCUCUACAACAGCAUCUUCGGUCUGCUCAGCUUCGAGAAGAUCGGUUACACAGAGGUUCAGUUUCGCCCGUACCGGACCGACGACUUCAUCACCCGCCUUUACUACGAGACGCCCAGGUUCACGGUGCUGAACCAGACGUGGGUCUUGAAGGCCCGGGUGAACGACUCGGAGCGCAACCCGAACCUCUCCUGCAAGCGCACCCUCUCCUUCCAGCUCAUCUUGAAGAGCAAGGUCAGCUCGCCCAUGGAGUGCUCCUUCCUGCUGCUCAAAGGACCUUACGACGACGUGAAGAUCAACCCGGUCAUCUACCACUUCGUCUUCUCCAACGAGAACAACGAGACCGAGUACAUGCCGCUCCCCAUCAUAGACUCUGUGGAAUGUAACAAACUCCUUGCCGCCAAGAACAUCAACCUGCGCCUCUUUAUAUUCCAGAUACAGAAGUAAGCAUAUAAGCUCACCUGGGAGAGUGACCGAGGGAGAGCGAGAGGGGGAGAGAGACAGAGAGAGAGGGGAGACAGAGCACGCACCACUCAACCAGAGUUACCUCGUACGGCUGCCUCGGCCCCCUCCCAAUU
Molecule: messenger RNA, 971 nt
Organism: Thamnophis sirtalis
Lineage: Eukaryota; Metazoa; Chordata; Lepidosauria; Squamata; Natricidae
Source: RefSeq, a predicted model, not a curated record